GUUAUUUUAUAGAAAGGGAAAGUGAAAGUUUCAGGUCAUUGUGAUCCUGACUGGGCUGUGUCCCUUCCAUUUGGAGAUCGGAUUUCUAGGAGUGAUAUCUUCCCCCGUCUGUGCCCCAGGGAGGGGCUGAAUUUACCCCAGCGGGGGGCUAAGGAGAGACAGGAAUAAGCUGAGGGGCAGCAGAUAUGAAGGGGUAGGAGACUGAGGGGUAAGUGGGACAGAAGGAGACAUGGGAGACCCAGGAGGUGCUGCUGUUCUGCUCCGGUUCCUCAGGAUCCAGGGAUUUCUCUGCCUUUUCCUCCUGCCCCAGACAGGGUCAGUUCUGGAGGUGACUGCUCCAUCCCCCCACGUUGCCCAGAAAGGAUCCGACACCCUGAUUCCCUGCACAUUCCGUGUGAAUAAAUUCCCUGCUGAUCCCAAAUUCUUGGCCAUAUACUGGGAUUUCAAUGGAAGGAGAAUACUGACGUAUGACAAUGUAGUGAGCACAACGGACCCCCGAUUCUCCUUGGACCCCAAUUCAGCGCCACGGGGAGAGGCCUCUCUGUCUGUCUCUAAUGCUCAGAUAUCUGAUGGGGGGACCUACUCCUGCUCCGUCACUUACAGCCCAGAGCAGCAACAGAAGGAAAUCAUAGUGGAAAUUCAAGCCCCCCCACAGAUCACAAUCACUAAUAGAGUUGUUACUGAGAAUAAGGAGAGUGCCCUGCGUGCCUCCAUCAUUGGCUUCUACCCCCAGGAUCUUGAUGUUACAUGGCUGAGAGAUGGGGCGAUAUUGCGUGGGGUUACUGUGAAUAAGCCCCAGAGAGACCCAGAUGGCACCUACAGUACAACCAGCGCAGUGACCAUUGUACCCACCGAGGGGAACAGGAACCAGAACUUCUCUAUCCGGGUCCAACAUGAGUCUCUCACUGCCCCAUUACAGAAGAACUUCCAGCUUCUCUAUGCAGCCGCCCCCUCCAUACACAUCAGCCAUGGGCCAUUUUAUGUGAAUGAGGAGCAGACGCUGAUGUGCCGAGUGUGGGGGUAUUACCCAGAAGACAUUGCUGUGAGUUGGUUCCUGGAUGGAUCUUGGGUGGAACCCUCAGAGAUAAAGAGAAUUAACAGUUCUGCUCUGGAGUUGCCCUACCGGUUCCUCCCAACAGCUGAGAGUCAGGGGAUGGAGAUCUCUUGUGUGGUGGAACAUUGGGCCCUGACGGAACCUCUUGUGCAGUCACUGAAGGUAGAACUGACAGAUGCUCAGUGGAGCAACACAUUAAUAAUAAUAAUAAUAAUAAUAAUAAUAAUAACAAUAUUUGCUGUUGCUCUGGUGGCUGCUGUUCUGUUCCUAAAGAAGAAGAAACGAUGUUGUAUCAGGACAGGGAAUAGAGAAGAUGUCAAAGGAAAGGAACCGACGACUCCUCGGGGCAGUGAAUCUAAGCCUUUAAUUAACAGCACCCCAAAAUACACAGCAAUGAGUACGGAAAGUGAUAAGGGGCAUCAAGAAUCUUCCCAGGAUCCCAGUGGUGAGCAAGAUGGAGACCUGAACCCAGACACUGUCACUGAAAGAAAUGAGCCCAGGUGUCCAAUAUUUGGUAAGAUCCAUUCAAGCCAAAAGGGCAAUUUCUUCCUAGAGAUAAAAGACUUCUACCCGAGAGAAAUGAAAGUAGAAUGGACGGGUUCCCCGGGGUCGGCAGGGGAGGAGCGCGUGACUCUCAGAAGUGAUUUGCUCUACACCGGGGAGAAUGAUAAUGGGACGUAUAAUGUGAUAAGUACCUGCGGGGGUGCAGGGGAGAAGGUGAAUAUGAAUGAUAUGUACACCCUACGGGCACAAGUACAGCACCAGUCCCUGCAAUCGCCCCAAGAGGUUACAUUACAGCAAGGAACCGACAAGAGCAAGUUACCCACAGAAGCCUCAAAAUCAGGGGCCCCUGAUACUGAAGAAGGAGGAGAAGAUUCAGAACAAACAGGACUUGUUGGGUCACAGACUGACAAGGAAACUCAGCAAUGUCCUCCCAUAGAGGAAAACAUGGCAGACAACGGAGAGCAGGAACCAGAGUCUUCCCAGGAUCCCAGUGGUGAGCAAGAUGGAGACCUGAACCCAGACACUGUCACUGAAAGAAAUGAGCCCAGGUGUCCAAUAUUUGGUAAGAUCCAUUCAAGCCAAAAGGGCAAUUUCUUCCUAGAGAUAAAAGACUUCUACCCGAGAGAAAUGAAAGUAGAAUGGACGGGUUCCCCGGGGUCGGCAGGGGAGGAGCGCGUGACUCUCAGAAGUGAUUUGCUCUACACCGGGGAGAAUGAUAAUAGGACGUAUAAUGUGAUAAGUACCUGUGUGGGUGCAGGGGAGAAGGUGAAUAUGAAUGAUAUGUACACCCUAUGGGCACAAGUACAGCACCAGUCCCUGCAAUUGCCCCACGAGGUUACAUUACAGCAAGCAAAACCCAAAGUAAAGAUUGAACAAUCCCCAGCGGAAUCAGGAAUCAGAAUGAUCUGCACUCUAGAGAGAUUUUAUCCCGGCUUUGUUGAAAUUAGAUGGUUAAGUGCUGGCAAAAAUGUCAAAUCACCCAACAAAGAAAUGAACAAAAAAAUAACCAGAAACAAUGACGGAACCUUUUCUGCUAGAAGUGAAAAAGUAUUUUCUGAGAGGGAAUUGGAGCUCGGAGUGCGAGUGAUCUGGGAACAUGAAUCUCUAGCGAUGCCUGAGUGCCGGGACCUGCCCUUAGCUGGAACCGACAAGAGCAAGUUACCCACAGAAGCCUCAAAAUCAGGGGCCCCUGAGACUGAAGAAGGAGGAGAAGAUUCAGAACAAACAGGACUUGUUGGGUCACAGACUGACAAGGAAACUCAGCAAUGUCCUCCCAUAGAGGAAAACAUGGCAGACAACGGAGAGCAGGAACCAGGAACCGACAAGAGCAAGUUACCCACAGAAGCCUCAAAAUCAGGGGCCCCUGAGACUGAAGAAGGAGGAGAAGAUUCAGAACAAACAGGACUUGUUGGGUCACAGACUGACAAGGAAACUCAGCAAUGUCCUCCCAUAGAGGAAAACAUGGCAGACAACGGAGAGCAGGAACCAGGAACCGACAAGAGCAAGUUACCCACAGAAGCCUCAAAAUCAGGGGCCCCUGAGACUGAAGAAGGAGGAGAAGAUUCAGAACAAACAGGACUUGUUGGGUCACAGACUGACAAGGAAACUCAGCAAUGUCCUCCCAUAGAAGAAAACAUGGCAGACAACGGAGAGCAGGAACCAGGAACCGACAAGAGCAAGUUACCCACAGAAGCCUCAAAAUCAGGGGCCCCUGAGACUGAAGAAGGAGGAGAAGAUUCAGAACAAACAGGACUUGUUGGGUCACAGACUGACAGGGAAACUCAGCAAUGUCCUCCCAUAGAAGAAAACAUGGCAGACAACGGAGAGCAGGAACCAGAGGAACAGAGCUCAGAAGUUCUACAGGACCAGGAGGAAUCUGAGACUGGACCAAGGGAGAAACGUAUCCCUAAUUCCCCUGUAAUGGAGGAACAAGAAUAGAGAUUCAAGGCCUUCAAGGCUUAUAGACAGUUCAGUACAGAGUUGUGUCCCAGGGAGGACAAGUGGACCAACAGACUACAGAGAAAGAAAGGGCAAUGGACAUGAAAUACAUGUGGUGGGAAUAUAAGGAAGUCCUGGUGGUGAAAUACAAAUCAACCAUUGGAUUCAGGAGAAACUUGACCAGAGAUCUGAUUGCAGAUGGAUAUUCCCUUCAAGUCACAUUACAUUAGGGACCCUUAAAGGGUUUCAAGUGCUCAUGGUAUAAAGACUCAUGGAUCUGGAAGGUACAACUCAGUAUGGAGACAUAGCCUACACCAUGAAGGGAAAAGAACACUACCAGCAAGUCCAUAAUAAGUUGGUUGAGAAGCACCAGGGGAUGGACACGUGUAGCACAUUCUAUCAGUACUGUCCCUGUUUUGCCCCCCGAGAAUAAAGAUUUUAUUUAUAAAU
Molecule: messenger RNA, 3946 nt
Organism: Xenopus tropicalis (tropical clawed frog)
Lineage: Eukaryota; Metazoa; Chordata; Amphibia; Anura; Pipidae
Exons: 17
Coding region: 230-3496 (1088 amino acids)
Source: RefSeq, a predicted model, not a curated record